Maniola jurtina (meadow brown) is the source of this 1444-nucleotide messenger RNA. RefSeq names its product gastrula zinc finger protein XlCGF26.1-like. The record is from RefSeq and is a predicted model, not a curated record. Lineage: Eukaryota; Metazoa; Arthropoda; Insecta; Lepidoptera; Nymphalidae. The coding region runs from base 84 to 1331 and encodes 415 amino acids. Gene Ontology annotation, biological process: regulation of transcription by RNA polymerase II. Gene Ontology annotation, molecular function: RNA polymerase II cis-regulatory region sequence-specific DNA binding; zinc ion binding; DNA-binding transcription factor activity. Gene Ontology annotation, cellular component: nucleus. The transcript is spliced from 2 exons.
AACAUAAAACAUUAUAGAAAGAACAUUUCGAUUUCGAAAAUUAAAAAUUCGACUAAAUAAAUGGUGGUUAAACAAGUUUUAGCAUGGAGUUCACGAAUUCGAUUUUACCUACUUCAAAAAACAUAUGUCGUACAUGUCUCAUGGAUUAUGAUUCGAACGACCCAACAAUGUAUAAGAACAUACAAGAUCUAGUUUCUCAUGAAAUGAAUAAAAUAAAGCUUAUUGACAUUCUUAUUUUUCUCAACUGUUUAGAAAAUAAUGACGAAGAAAAUUGGCCUCAAGGAAUGUGCGCUUCGUGUGUUUCUACUGCUCUGCUCGCCUAUAAUUUCAAACUCAAUUGCUUAAAAGCAAAUGUGACACUAACACAUUUAUUUAGUAUACAGUCAACGCCCACCAAUUUUCAAAGAGCUGAUAAUAUGGAUGUUAUUGAUAUAAAUGUUGUGUAUCAAGAUCAUGAGUAUGAUGUUCCACUAUAUAGUAACCAGCCAGUUGUAAAUUUUGGGCUCCAAGUACCUGAAAGUAAGGAAGUGACACCUUUGCCACCUGUGACAGAAAUAACCUCAACAGAGAGACUUCCUCGGCCAGAAGGUGAAAAAAGAUAUGCGUGCAGCCUGUGUUCUAAAUCUUUUACUAGGAUAUACAGUCUCAGAUAUCAUAUGGCAAAACACAGUGACUUCCGCAGAUUUCUUUGCCCUAAGUGUGGCAAAAGUUUCCACACAUCAAGUGGUUUAAGACAGCACAUGGCAUCCCAUAUUAAUGUCAACCAAUUCAAAUGUGGAUUUUGUAAUAAGACCUACAAAUCAAGACAAUCUUUGAAAGAGCACUUUCGUGUUGCACAUUCCAGCAAUCGUAAAUUGUUUGUCUGUGGAACAUGUGGAAAGAAGUUUACAGCAAAAUCAACCUUAAUGAUGCAUUUGAAGAUUCAUUCUGGUCUAAAAGAAUUUGCUUGCCCAGAUUGUCCUAAAUCCUACACAAGGGCAUCUUACUUAAGAGUCCAUAGACUGAUUCAUACUGGUCAAGAGCAGCCAAGGCCAUUUAUGUGUAUGCAUAAAGAUUGCAAUAGAUGUUUUGCUACUAAACAUUCCCUGGUUGUUCAUAUUGCUCACACACAUACCAUGAAAAGACCUCAUAAAUGUGAUGUAUGUUUUAAAGGAUUUGCUACAUCCUCUGGUUUAAAAAUUCAUAAAGAAUCUCAUACUAAUCAAGAGGUUUCAUGUGAUAUUUGCAAUAAGAGAUUAGCUAAUAGGAGAGUAUUACAAAAGCACAGAAAGAUUCACAGUGCACAGACAGCAAUGAACACAGUAAAUGUGAUAGUUGAAAUGUUUUGCUAGCCACAAAACUUUAAAACAGUUAUUGUAGUAGCCAUGAAGAUAUUGAAGUAUUACUUGCUGAUCUUAUAAGUUUUUAAUUUGAAUAAAUAAAAAGCUUUGAAACUUUGUUUUUA